AUGUAUCAGCUCAGAGUACCUCCUGCCAACCACAAGAUGGUCUCUACAAGCUCUCCUUCGCGCCUUCGGCGUGUUGACAAUGUUGUCACUCGACCUCGCGGCCGCCACCCGACUAGAGCCAGACACACACCUUCUCUCUCUCCUACCCCCACUCCUCCAAAGGCGACAGUCAUUCGAGUCCUCGCCAACCUGGGUCCUCGGACUCUCGGUCAACGACCGGCCCCUUCCCCACCAGCGGCUGCUGCAAAGACAAGCACCAUCAGCAAGCCUGCUGCUGCUGCUCCUAAGCGGGCGGCGUGGGAAGUACCAGAGCCACUGCCCUAUGGGUCGCGGUUCAGGAUACGCCCUGUGCAGAGUUCAGCCAGGGACGCUGCUAAGACAGUCGAGAACAAGGCCCGCCAGCCAAAGCGUUCUCCGACUCUACCCGUGCGUGCUCGACAAGGACCUGCAAGCGUAGCCAGUCAAGUUUCACAACUGCGCGAGCAAGCCCGAGCGAGAGCACGGAAUGCCAGCCGUCAAGCCCAGAUCGUGCCGACGAAAAUCGAGCCAAAGCCUCGGCCCAAGCUGCGGAUCACCCGCGAUGCACCUGCACCGGCCCCGCCAGCUGUCACGCCAGCGCCUAGGCGCCCGAGGUUACGGAUCACUCGUUUUCCGACGCCGGUCAAGCCGUCCGCGACCGAGCAGCCGCCGCCGCCACGGCGAGCUCUGAAGUCAGCACUCAAGCAACCCGGUACCGCCAAGUCAAGCAAGUCGGUUCGAUUCGCCACAGUCGCAGCAGUUCGCCGGUUCGAGGCAACUGUCCAAGACAAGUCAACACUGUGGUUCGAGCCAACUAUCGGUCACCGGAUGCCAGUCGCUUGGAAACAAGGCACUCUCCACCCUCCCACUAUCGUUAAUACCCAUGGCUCUUACGCCAAGAUGUGGAAGAGUGUCCUUUUCGAAGACGGCACCAAACUUCUCCCAGGCUUUCGUUCAGAAACGAUUCGUUCGCGACUCUGCCAAGUACAAUCUUUCUACAGAGAGCAAGCCAAGUGCUUCCGAUCCAUUGUCGAUCCCAGCUUCGUCGAAGUCAAACAGUCAAUUCCUGGCUUCUACGGACGGAGAGUGGACGACAAGACAUGGAGAGGAUUUCUUCUCAAGCACCCUGGCGAGCGCGGACUGCCUGAUGAGGCGUACGGCACUGUCCACUGGACAGACGACGGCAUAUGGCUAUAUCGCAGCGAAGCAUUCCAAUCGGGGACUCAUCCAUGUCCCCGUGAUGGUCGCUGUUGGCGGUUUUAUAAGAACAAGCUUUGCUUCUGCGAUGGCAGAUGGUUCCGGAGAACCUUUGAGAUUUGGAAGGGAUAUACCACUCCUUUGAAGACCGAUUUUUCGGCUCCUCCCGACCACCUCACUGGCGAGGUCAGGGUUCGCAACCCCACUCUUUACGGCGCGGCCCGAGGGGUUACUGUUCAUUCAACUUGUUCAGACCCCAAGUCACUCGUUACAGACACCUCAGUUCCUCCGGUUUUCCAGUCACUCGUUAAGCCAUCGGAAGCACAGACGCUUGCUUCAAUUCAGCGAAGGCGGGAAUGCAGGGCAGAGAUUCAAGCAGAAGUCAGAGCCGAAGUUCUUAGGUUCAUAGCCUUCAUCGGAGCGCCCGCUGCUUGCUCUCGUUCAGACUCUCACGGUCAGCCACUCGUUUCUCAGCGACCAGAGUCAAUCUCUCCCUCCCGUGAUCGCUUGCAGUCUAACGUUCGCACGACGCUCGAGCCACUCCUUCAUUCUUCCCGAGCUAAGUCGAAGGUUUCACGGACUGCACCAGCACCCCCAUCCCUAGACCGUUCCAUUCUUUCAAAGCCACUCAUUCGGUCUCAGACCAAGUCACUCUCUAAUACUUCAAAUGAGUCGGUCACUUCUCGCACUUCUCGCACCCGAUCAACAGCCAAGCAGUCACUCGCUCCUGCUCGCCACCGGUUGAGUCUCUCGGCCUGGUUGGAAAAGGUUGAGAGAGAGGGUCGCGUAUAA
Messenger RNA from Trematosphaeria pertusa, 2007 nucleotides. RefSeq lists its product as uncharacterized. The transcript has 4 exons. The record is from RefSeq and is a predicted model, not a curated record. Bases 1 to 2007 code for a protein of 668 amino acids. Lineage: Eukaryota; Fungi; Ascomycota; Dothideomycetes; Pleosporales; Trematosphaeriaceae.